AUGAGUUUCAAAUUCUUCUUCAAUUUAUGUCUUAUUUUAUUAUGCAUAUGUGGAUUUCCGAUUGAAUCAUCUAUUGAUACUAAUGAUGGCCAUGAAUUGCACACGGUGAAUAUUCUUGAUAAUGAAACAAAUCAUUGUCAAAGUCACAUGGACUUACAACAAAUACAAACUAUGUUAAAACUACAUCCCUGUGCACUCAUUCAAAAAUCAAAUGGUAACCGACGAAUGAAACGUCAAGUUGAUGCUGGCAGUGUCGAUGUACAUGCAUUACAAACAACAAUCAAUGAUCACCGUACCAUGAUUAAUUAUUUAAUUAAUAAUUCUAUCAAUGCAACGUUCGUUUCAGAUGCGAUCAGUACCCAUUAUUCUGGUAGUGGUCCUAUAUUAACAAGUUGGCGUGAUCUAAUUGAUUUGAUUUGUAUUAUUCUAUUCAUUGGAUUUAUUGUUUAUUUUUUGCUAUCUCGUGCUGGAUUCAAUCCAUGCAAUACUUGCUGUUCAUUUUUUUGGAAAUGCUUAUUUCCAAAUAUGCAUGAGCAAAAAAAUCAACAGCAACAAUUUCAACAACAAGUACAAGAACAACAAGUAGUAUUACAGCAACUACAAACACAACUACAACAGCAAGAACAAGGACCACCACAACAAGAAAUAAUAAAGAGUCAUUCCAUUCGUCGUAAGAAACAACAUUUUCCAACAGUUCCACCAAUUUCAGGUGACAUUUUCCGGUUUGAAAAUGGAUACAUGUCCGAUUGA
Messenger RNA from Rotaria sp. Silwood2, 750 nucleotides. Lineage: Eukaryota; Metazoa; Rotifera; Eurotatoria; Philodinida; Philodinidae. The record is from the annotation of a GenBank genome assembly.